AUGGCAUGUAAACUCAGGCCAAAGCAAACGCCUCCCGAUCGCACUCCGAAGAUGGUAAAAGCCAACCGGGAGGAGUCCUUGGUAUAUGCAGAUGCAGCACAAGCUCAAACGCGCGCAAUUGCGGCAGCAUCAAACACAACGCAAAUUGCGGCACCACAACGCAAAUUGCAAUACCACAGCAUCCAAGCGCAACAUCUCUCCUUGACUAUAUCUGAGAAGACAACAUGCUUGAGAUUAACCAAACUGAAAAGGAAGGGCCUAGAACCCUACCACCACACCCAUCGACAAACACAUGUGCUGGCUGGUGCUCUAAUUCCUAAUAGGCUAUUGGCCGAUUCUAUUUAG
Messenger RNA from Paraglomus brasilianum, 345 nucleotides. The record is from the annotation of a GenBank genome assembly. NCBI's taxonomy places the organism in Eukaryota, Fungi, Glomeromycota, Glomeromycetes, Paraglomerales, Paraglomeraceae.